UGACAGAACUGUCAAUUUUUCCAAACAAAAACAAAUCAGAAGCGUAGCAUUUAAAUUAAUUUUCCUUAAUUUUUCACCAAAAAGAGAAAAAUAAUGAGUGGAAAUGAAUUAAAUCCAUCAGUUUGUCGUAUUUGUGGUGAAAAGGAUUUUCUGGUUGAUAUUUUGAGCGAUGAAAAUUAUCACUUGUUCGGGAAACUCAAGGAAAUCGAAGGCGUCAUUAAGAAACCAGCACAGGUGGAAAGCUUCGAUGAACUGUUCAAAUUCAUCUGCCGGGGAUGCGAACAUGCCUUGGAAGGAUUUUACGAGUUUCGCUCUAAGAUCCGGAAAAUGCGGAGAAAACUCACAAAAGCAGCGAUGACCGGGAGAAUAAUGGCUCCUCCACCUGAAAAGGGAUUUCCCAUAAUUCUCGCUGAAAUCCACAAGGAUCAAGUGAGGAAAACACAACUUUUCUAUGGAAAUGUUAUCCAGGAAGAAGGAUUUCCUGAAGAAGAGCCUACUGAGCAAGAUGGACUUGUUGGCCAAGCAGCUACCGAGGAAAGUAUGAUCGUCGAAGAAAUAUUUGCUGGAGACAAUCUCGAAGAGAAAUCCGAAGUUAUGCCUGAACCAGAAUUCAUUAUGAUGGAUUACAUGGAGGAAGUAGAGAGUUCUGGUCCAGAGGACGAGAUGCCUUUUGAAGAAUUUGAAAAGAAACUCUCCGCAAAAUUGGGUGAAAUGAAAAAGACUCCUGUAAAAGGGCAGGAACAAUCUGAAGAGGAUGUUGAAGAAAUUCUCAGUAGGAUACUUGAGAAGGCCAACAAAAAAUCUCCCGGGGAUAAAACGUUAGAACCAGUCAAGAAAAUUGUUCAAAAUAUCUUAGAAAAAACAGCCAGCGGGGAAUCCACAGACAGCCUACCGAGGAAGAAAGGAAAGUUCUCCGGAAGUUCAUCAGCGAAGCUUGCAAUAUCCAUAAAAAUUGAGUCAAACUUAACACCUCAACGCCUGGAGGAAAGUACUUCGUCAAUAUCUUCAUCUUCCGUUAAAAAAUGCCGCAUUUGUGGACGAGCUUUUGCACUUCGGUCCAACUAUGAGAAUCACAUGAAAAUCCAUCAAAUCAACCAGAGUCCUGGCAAUUACAAGUGCAGCUUCUGCGACAGAGUCUAUAAAUCCCGUCUUAACUGGGAAAUCCACGAAUUGACCCAUAAAACCGACGAAGAGGGUACAGAGGAGCAAAUUCAAGAACUCAGAGCAAGACGUAGUGCCGCUCUAGCGAAAUCCAUGAAGAAACUCUCGAAAACUCAAACAGUUCCCAACGUUGGAAAGAAUUCACCGCCAAUGACGAUGGGAGGAAAAUGCAAAACCUGCGGACAAUCAUUCAAAAAUAGUCGAGCUCUGCGGGCUCAUGAGAGGGGGCACAGCAAUGAGGAGAAGACUGAUACAAAAUUCCGAUGUAUCUUCUGUAUGCAAGAGUUCCGAAGUAGGGGUCUCAUGAGGUUCCAUCAGGCACACACUCAUCUCAAUGUUGAAAUGUAGUUCUUUAAUAAAGAGAAUGUUUUUUUUAAAAAGA
Molecule: messenger RNA, 1543 nt
Organism: Lutzomyia longipalpis
Lineage: Eukaryota; Metazoa; Arthropoda; Insecta; Diptera; Psychodidae
Product: PR domain zinc finger protein 5-like
Exons: 2
Coding region: 94-1509 (471 amino acids)
Biological process (GO): regulation of transcription by RNA polymerase II
Cellular component (GO): nucleus
Molecular function (GO): zinc ion binding; RNA polymerase II cis-regulatory region sequence-specific DNA binding; DNA-binding transcription factor activity
Source: RefSeq, a predicted model, not a curated record